GUCUGUCACUAGGCCCCUCAGGAGGAAGGAGGGAAUCCGGCUCUGUGGCCAUCAGGUCCACUGUUCCCAGACCUCGCCUGCAGUGGUCAUGUGAGGGGAGUCUGGCCACACUGAGGGGACAGCAAUGUCAUGGGCUCCGGUUCCCUUCCUCCCCCAGAGCAGAGUAUUGUAGCAUUCCCUGGCCUGCUCAAGCCAGCACAGGUCCCAGCCUGGUGCAGGGCCUCUGCAGCCCUGGGCCGGGGCUGUGCUUUCUGUGGUCUCGGACCUCAGCCUUCUGCCUGUUGCUUCAGGUGCCUCCUGAGCCCAACUGUGAAAGAUGGUUCCUACCUACAUAAUAAGACACCAAAUUGCAACCUUGGAGCCAGCCAUUGUGGCCAUGUCUUUAAUUCCAGCAAUUGGAGGCAGAGGUAGGCCAGACAGAUCUCUGAGUUGGAGGCCGGCUUGGUCUACAGAGUGAGUUCCAGGACAGCCAGAAAAACAAGAAAAGAAAAAGUACAGCCCUGAAUACAUACAUCCAUGCAUGGGCUCCUAGCCAGCAGUGCCUUCCCAGGGUCCUGGCCUCAGACAGCGGCUCACGAGUCAGGUCCUGGUACAGAUCACCGUGCAGGCACUGAGGUGUGUGACCCCUGAAAGACCCUGCAAGGAGCUGUGUGCAGGUGCUUGUUGCUUCCUCUGCUUCCUGCUAGGGGUGGAGCCUGUGCACUUUGACCUUUGUUAGAGUGCAGGGCCAGCCCCCUCACCACUGGACCCGCUCAGAGUUCCUGUCAGCUGUUUACACCCUAUCCUGGGUUAGGCCUAGCACCUCAGUGGGGAGGGAUGUGUGCUUACUGGGAGCCAGGCCAGGAGUCCAGCCCCAGCUGUGAACCAGCCUCACGCCUCAGGAUGCUGACCCAGGUGUUCUUCAUAAGGGCAGGCUAGCCUGGGCUACACAGUAAGAACUUGUCUCCCUCCCCCCACCCCUGCAAGGUUGUUAGAGUGAGCCUUGAAGGAGCUAAUUUCCCUGGUGAGCCUGAGCUGCUUCCCUGCCUGAGCCCUCACCCUCCAACUCCCCUCCUGCCUUCCUGACUCUGAAGCCUGGUGGUCUGGCCUCGAGUGGCUGAGCGCCUUGGAUCUGUGGAGUGAUCAUUGUUGAUUAAAUUGGGAAGUCGAAGCCCCCGUCUGUGCAGCUUUCUUCCUCUGACUAUGGGGCCACACUUGGUCCCUUUGUGUGCCCUUCUCCCUUUUCUUUGUAAGAAAGGGUCCCUCUGUGUAGCUCUAGCUGUCCUGGAACUUGCUCUGCAUCCCUGGCUCCCCAGGACUCAGAGCUCUGCCUGCCUCUGUCUCCCGAGUGCUGGGAUGGGAGGUGUGCUCCUCUGCGCCUAGCCCUCCCCCACCCACCCCAUUCUUUAGAGUUUUGUUUUGCCUGUGUGUGUCGCUGCACUGUGCACUGUGUACGUGCCUGGGGAGGCUGGAAGAGGGCUCUGGGUCCCCUAGAAUUAAGUUAGGGACUGUUGUGAGCCCCCAUGUGUGUGCCGAGAACUGAGCGCUGAACUCCCCAGUCUCCCACACAUUUAAGAAAGUUUCAAUGUGUAUAUGUUGGGGAAUAGACAUGCCACACACACACACCUUGUGAGGGUCAGGAACAACUUUGGGGGUUCUCAUUUCUCUCCUUCCUGUGGAUUCUGGGAGCUUGAGCUGGGGCUGGCAGCUCGCAUCUGGUGCUGGCCUCUAAGAUGGAGACACGUGCAUCCUCGGGGCCAGCACGCCUGCCCACACUGACCUGCUGCUACACCUUCAGCCUGCGUGCUCUGACACGCCUCAGGUGCUGGGCGCGAGCAGAAGAGCAGGGUUGGAUCAGUGAGAAGCCCCGGGGAGAAGCCACGCAAGAGUGACCUGAGGUGGUUAAAGUUAGACAAAUGCAGACAUUAGCAGCUGCAGCUGAGGAGACUAGAGCUCCCUUGGGGAAGCCUGACCUCCAGCAUGAAGGAGACCUGAGCAGCCCUCCAGAUGAGAGCCGGCUCCACACAGUAUGCAGGCCCCGCUCCCUUGCAAGGGACGCCCCUUGGCUGCUCACCCAGAUCAUGAGGUGCCUGCAGGGUGAGAGGUAGAAACCAGACCUUGGCAACCUGGACUGUCACUGAGCCACCUCGUAGAAGACACUUCAUGACGCUUCACCUUACACAACCUGGCAUACCCUUGGUGGGUCACAGGAGAUGGGAGGCCAUCACUGUCAGACAGAGACAAGCCAGCUAGAAGUGGCCUCUGAACUCGGCCUGGUAUGAGAGCUGCGUGCUGAUGUCCUUGGCAGCUGGACAGUGAUGGAGACACCCAGGACAAGCAGGGAGUGAGCAUCCCUCCGGGGGGCUGGACACCACCCCAAAGGGCUACCUAGGCCUCAGGCAGACUGAGGGAGCUCUUCACAAGUUUGUGGCUCUGCUGCCCUGUGCAGGGCCUUUCCCUGAAGGCGUGGUGGGUGUAGCCCUUGGGUGUGGCCCUGGAGGUGGUCUUUGUGACUAGUGAUGCUGAGGUGAGCAUAGGGUGCUUAGGGGCUGUGCUGUGCUCAGACAGCAGAUGGGAGCCCUGCUAGGAGAACCUGACUGGGGCUGAGCCAGCUGCUGGAUUCACCAGGGUGGGGUUAGCAUGGGAACUGCGCACUCCAUCCCCUCAGCCAGCCAUCUUGGUAGAAAGAACCUGUAUACAAAUGAGUACGUGGCUAUCAAACUGGAGCCCAUCAAGUCCCGGGCCCCGCAGCUGCAUCUGGAGUACCGCUUCUACAAGCAGCUCAGCACCACAGAAGGUGUCCCUCAGGUCUACUACUUCGGCCCUUGCGGGAAGUACAACGCCAUGGUGCUGGAGCUGCUGGGGCCCAGCCUGGAGGACCUGUUCGACCUGUGCGACCGCACCUUCACGCUAAAGACGGUGCUGAUGAUCGCCAUCCAGCUGAUCACGCGCAUGGAGUAUGUGCAUACCAAGAGCCUCAUCUACCGCGACGUGAAGCCUGAGAACUUCCUGGUUGGGCGGCCGGGCAGCAAGCGGCAGCACUCCAUCCACAUCAUCGACUUUGGCCUGGCCAAGGAGUACAUCGACCCUGAGACCAAGAAGCACAUCCCGUACCGCGAGCACAAGAGCCUGACGGGCACGGCGCGCUACAUGAGCAUCAACACGCACCUGGGCAAGGAGCAGAGCCGCCGGGACGACCUGGAAGCGCUAGGGCACAUGUUCAUGUACUUCCUACGCGGCAGUCUGCCCUGGCAGGGGCUCAAGGCGGACACGCUGAAGGAACGCUACCAGAAGAUUGGUGAUACCAAGCGUGCCACGCCAAUCGAGGUGCUGUGUGAGAGCUUCCCGGAGGAGAUGGCCACCUACUUGCGCUAUGUGCGGCGCCUAGACUUCUUUGAGAAGCCAGACUACGACUACCUGAGGAAGCUCUUCACCGACCUCUUCGACCGCAGCGGCUACGUGUUUGACUACGAGUAUGACUGGGCCGGCAAGCCCCUGCCGACACCUAUCGGCACCGUCCAUCCUGAUGUGCCCUCCCAGCCGCCACAUCGUGACAAAGCUCAGCUCCACACCAAGAACCAGGCGCUGAACUCCACCAAUGGAGAGCUGAACACAGACGACCCCACCGCGGGCCACUCCAACGCCCCCAUCGCGGCCCCUGCAGAAGUAGAGGUGGCGGAUGAAACCAAGUGCUGCUGCUUCUUCAAGAGGAGGAAGAGAAAAUCGCUGCAGCGACAUAAGUGAGGGUGGGUGCAGCCGCUGCCCAAGAUCCCCAAGCGGGUGUCUAGGAAGCUGGUAGUGUCCUCAGUGGCGUGGGGCUCCUUGGCCCACCUGCAGGCACCGUCUUUCAGGACUUGGGGUCACUUCCUUCACACAGGACUUUGGCGGAAAUCUCUACACCCGUGUCUCGUCAUCCCCUUCGAGAGCAUUAACUAUUUAAAACCAGGAGAGAAGCGCUGCGCCGUCCCUGCUGCGCCCCUGUUAGCUCAUAAAGUCCAGCUUGUCCCCUCAAUCCAAAGGCCAUUUUCUCGAGGGGGGGCAGGCCCGGGCAUGGGCAUCACACGGGGAGGCCUCAGCCACCAAAGGGGAGGCAAGUGCACUACCACAAUGCUGCACCAAAGCCGGGGCGGAGCGUGGGAUGGUCACUGCACAGGGACUGGUAUGGGCCCUACAGAGCCAGGGCGGCCGUGACCCGUGUCCCUGCGUGCAGGGCCCAUGGGACAGAAUCGCCUUAACGCCUGGCCCGGGGCCGCAGAGAGGCGGUCCCACGGGAGGGCCAGGCCUUGGUCGCGGGAGCUGAGUUCUUGCUUUACGUCGUGUACAGAAAUGAACUUAUGUUUCUCUGGCGCUUCCUUGAAGCCGUAGAGUUUAGGGGCUUUUUUUAAAAAAAAAGAAUAAAAGAAAAUAAAACCCUC
Rattus norvegicus (Norway rat) is the source of this 4394-nucleotide messenger RNA. It is a transcript of the gene Csnk1g2, whose product is annotated as casein kinase 1, gamma 2. Lineage: Eukaryota; Metazoa; Chordata; Mammalia; Rodentia; Muridae. The record is from RefSeq and is a predicted model, not a curated record. Gene Ontology annotation, molecular function: protein kinase activity; ATP binding; protein serine kinase activity. Gene Ontology annotation, cellular component: cell cortex; cytoplasm.